Ostreobium quekettii is the source of this 312-nucleotide messenger RNA. The record is from the annotation of a GenBank genome assembly. Lineage: Eukaryota; Viridiplantae; Chlorophyta; Ulvophyceae; Bryopsidales; Ostreobiaceae.
AUGUUGUGUAGGAGGUCGGGUUGUGUGUGGCUACUGCAGCAGUCCAUGGGCCAACAUCCCAGUGCACGUUGCAUGCAACGGCAGGCUCAAGAAGCUGCAAGGCUUGAAACUGCCAGACUGGCUGCAAGAUUGGGUCAGUUGAUCUCCGAUGCAAGGCAGCAGCUGUGUGUUAUCAGGUUUAUGAUCUGUGUUACUGGGCUCUGGAGGCAGAAGGCUGGCAGGCGGGUGUCUGAUAUGUGCUGCCUUGCUGCAAGGCUCAGCGACCUCAAGGGAGCACGAGGGCCUGAGUGCAGCAGUGGUGCAGGAUUUUGA